Molecule: messenger RNA, 933 nt
Organism: Symphalangus syndactylus (siamang)
Lineage: Eukaryota; Metazoa; Chordata; Mammalia; Primates; Hylobatidae
Gene: LRCOL1
Product: leucine rich colipase like 1
Biological process (GO): lipid catabolic process; digestion
Cellular component (GO): extracellular region
Molecular function (GO): enzyme activator activity
Source: RefSeq, a predicted model, not a curated record
UCUCCUGGGACCGAAGGAGGGAACAGGAAGGAGAAGGAAGAGGCGGGGCUGUGACCGUGCCCGGAGUGCUGCCGGGCUGCCGGGUCCCUGCUCUGGGUACUUCUCUGCUUUCGGGCGUCUCGUCUAGAAGCUGCAGCCUGGCCUGUCUCACCUCUACACAGAGGGGCCGCUGGGGCCUGACGGAAAAAGGUCCACGCGCCCGAUGGCCGGCCCGGGGUGGACGCUGCUGCUACUGCUGCUGCUGCUGCUGGGGUCCAUGGCAGGGCAUGGGCUGCAGAAGAAGCAGUUGAACCUGUCCCAUAAGGGCAUCGGGGAGCCAUGCGGGAGCCACGAGGAGUGCCAGAGCAACUGCUGUACCAUCAACAGCCUGGACCCACACACGUUCUGCACCCCUAAGACCAUCUUCCUGCAGUGCCUUCCCUGGAGGAAGCCCAAUGGGUAUAGAUGCUCGCACGACUCAGAGUGCCAGAGCAACUGCUGCGUCCGCAACAACAGCAGCCCGCAGGAGUUGUGCACGCCCCAAACCGUCUUCCUGCAGUGUGUGCCCUGGCGCAAGCCCAACGGCGACUUCUGCAGCAGCCAUCAGGAGUGUAACAGCCAGUGCUGCAUCCAGCUGAGGGAGUACAGCCCCUUCCGCUGCAUGCCCCGUACCGGGAUCCUGGCCCAGUGCCUGCCCCUGUGAUGCGAGCUGGAACCUGGGCGUGAGGGGCCGGCCUGGGCCCUGGGAUGUUCACGCAGGACCGCGUUGUGCUGGGGCCGGUUCCGGUGGAAGCUUCCCUUACGGUUUGUGCUGCUGUUUCUGGGGCUCUGAAAAUCUGUGGGAACUGAAAGGCUAUGACCAGCCUGGUGGCGCGAAGUGUCUGUGAGAACAAAUCCCAGGCACCCGGGUGUAGCCUGACGGUUAAACAUCAAUAAAGGCUCUUGGCCGACUGA